UACUUUAUUUUUGUGUUAAAAAUUAAAUUACCAAGGUAGCUGAAGAUUAAUAUUGAAUUAUGGCAUUCAAAUCAAAAACAGGGCUCUUUGCCCUGGGGUUUUUUAUAUUUGCAUCGUUGUUUAUUCUCGUCGCUUUUGUAAGUCCGUAUUGGUUAGUAACUGACGGAAAACUCAAAAAUCCUAAGUUCUUAAAAAUUGGAUUAUGGGAGGUUUGCUUCAAUGGCUUCGAGGAAGUUCACCAUUGGUAUGACACAAUAUUCAAAGGCUGUUGGUGGAUCUUUGAAGAAGAAUACUAUAUAAUACAUGAUAUACUAUUGCCAGGAUUCUUCAUAGCCACCCAGUUUUUCUUCACUGUGUCUUUCUGCUGUGUUCUCAUAUCACUAUACUUAUCCUAUUUGUAUUUAAAAAUGGACAAUGAUGAUGAUAACUAUGUUACAUUGUUAGUUACGUUUGGAACAGUUUUGGUUAUUGGUGGGUUUUCAGGCCUAAUAUCAGUUGUGACAUUUGGUGCUAGAGGAGAUGGGCGUGACUGGAUGCCUAAUUGGGAGCACAAUGAUCUGGGCUGGGCCUUUGCUCUGGGAGUCAUUGGCAUCAUUUUCCUCUUUCCCGCCGGCAUCUUAUUCUUGGUGGAAGCAAGAGUACGCAAAUAUAAAACAUUACACAACAUGCAAAGCAGGGAACCAUCCUCCUACACGAUGCAAGAGAGGAAAACUGUGUACCCAGGGCACACUGAUAUUUAAUACUUUAUUUUUAAGGUUUGUUUUACUUAAUUUUGACAUGAUUUUAUUUUACUAACAUAGUGUUGUAUUAAAAAAAAACAGAAUGCUAAAAAAAAAAAGAUAAAUUGAAUCACUCAAUUUAGAAUGAUUCUGCAAAUAAUUAAAACUAAGACAUAGUAACUGUGUCAAAAAAAUUUGUCCC
Molecule: messenger RNA, 921 nt
Organism: Aricia agestis (brown argus)
Lineage: Eukaryota; Metazoa; Arthropoda; Insecta; Lepidoptera; Lycaenidae
Gene: kune
Exons: 3
Coding region: 60-740 (226 amino acids)
Biological process (GO): septate junction assembly; regulation of tube size, open tracheal system
Cellular component (GO): septate junction; membrane
Source: RefSeq, a predicted model, not a curated record